AUGGAGGACAAUGCUAAGGCGUAUGAUCAACUAUUAAGUAAGACACAAUACGAAUCUGGAUGUAAAUUCAUCAGUGAAUUUAUAAACCUCUGCCCAGGAGAUAAAGUGCUAGACAUGGGUUGUGGUACAGGCCAAAUCACUAAAUAUAUCGCUGAUAUCGUUGGCCCUGAUGGUCAGGCGGUCGGAAUCGAUCCCGAUACUGCGAGAAUCAAAAUUGCUGAAGAAAAAUAUAAAGAAGCGAGUCACCUUCAGUUCCAUGUUGGUUCCAGUGUCACUGCAUUUCCACACGAUAAUGAGCUGUAUUACGACGUACACCUUAGCACAUCAGCAUUUCACUGGUUGUCUAACGAAGAAAAACCAAUUUACAUCCAGAAAGCGUACGAUUGUCUGAAACCAGGUGGAAGAUUAGCUAUCUGGUGUGUCGAGGUGCCGCUAGAUAUUAAUGUACUGGGAUUGCCAGUAAAUGAGGCGAAAAACAGGUUUCAACUCACUUUAAUUAUAAAAUAUACGGAAAAUUACAAAAUAGUAAUUAGUGGUAAAACACUGUUUUCCUUCGCACGCCAUAUUAGCUCUCAUGCGCAUGCUCUAACAAAACGUAAAAAACAUCGUUCAAAAGGCGAUCGCAGAGAUUAUUGUCUACAACUUUACUACAACCCAAUACACCGGAAGGACUGGGGUCGAUGCGAUCGCGUCUUAAAAUCUGAAUGUAAAUUUCUCUAA
This is a messenger RNA of Paramuricea clavata, 720 nucleotides long. The record is from the annotation of a GenBank genome assembly. Lineage: Eukaryota; Metazoa; Cnidaria; Anthozoa; Malacalcyonacea; Plexauridae.